Messenger RNA from Saccharomyces eubayanus, 753 nucleotides. It is a transcript of the gene TAD2, whose product is annotated as tRNA(adenine34) deaminase. Gene Ontology annotation, biological process: tRNA wobble adenosine to inosine editing. Bases 1 to 753 code for a protein of 250 amino acids. The record is from RefSeq and is a predicted model, not a curated record. Lineage: Eukaryota; Fungi; Ascomycota; Saccharomycetes; Saccharomycetales; Saccharomycetaceae. Gene Ontology annotation, cellular component: cytoplasm; nucleus. Gene Ontology annotation, molecular function: zinc ion binding; tRNA-specific adenosine-34 deaminase activity. The transcript has a single exon.
AUGCAGCAUGUCGAGCAUAUGAAGACUGCGGUCCGUUUGGCCAGGUACGCACUCGAUCACGACGAAACGCCGGUAGCUUGCAUCUUCGUACAUACACCAACUGGACAACUAAUGGCCUACGGCAUGAACGAUACGAACAGGUCCUUGACUGGGGUGGCCCACGCUGAAUUCAUGGGAAUCGACCAAAUUAAGGGGAUGCUGGGGUCCCGCGGAGUCGUUGACGUGUUCAAAGACAUUACUCUGUACGUGACUGUAGAACCAUGUAUAAUGUGUGCGUCUGCCCUUAAGCAAUUGGGAAUUGGGAAAGUGGUGUUUGGUUGUGGUAACGAGAGGUUCGGCGGUAAUGGUACUGUCUUGCCGGUAAAUCAUGAUACGUGUACUCUUGCGCCUCGGGGGAAUGCUGCAACAGGCUACGAAAGUGUACCCGGGAUCUUGCGAAGAGAAGCCAUAAUGCUGCUGAGGUAUUUUUAUGUAAGACAAAAUCAAAGAGCUCCCAAGCCACGAUCGAAGAGUGAUAGAGUACUGGAUAAGAACACGUUUCCACCGAUGGAAUGGUCGAAGUAUAUUGACAAAGAGUCAUUCAUAGCAAAUUUUGGCGAAGACUACAAGGCGUAUUACGAAAAUGGGGCUGAUUUGCUUGGUGAUAAUGUAGAUUGGGACUUGAUUGAAUCUCAUCACGAUAAUAUUAUUGAGAAACUGGAUAGCCAGUGCGAAUCCUUCAAAUUAAAUGUGCACAAGAAAUCUAGAGUUUAA